This is a messenger RNA of Chelmon rostratus (copperband butterflyfish), 3537 nucleotides long. RefSeq names its product ADAM metallopeptidase with thrombospondin type 1 motif, 3 (gene adamts3). The transcript has 22 exons. The record is from RefSeq and is a predicted model, not a curated record. Gene Ontology annotation, molecular function: metalloendopeptidase activity. Bases 1 to 3537 code for a protein of 1178 amino acids. Gene Ontology annotation, cellular component: extracellular matrix. Gene Ontology annotation, biological process: proteolysis; extracellular matrix organization. Lineage: Eukaryota; Metazoa; Chordata; Actinopteri; Chaetodontiformes; Chaetodontidae.
AUGGCUGUCCUGUCACUAGCGCUGCUGCUUGUAGGAUUUGCGUUGACUUCAGCUGACAAGGCUGGUGAAGUAGAUAGAGAGGGCCAGCUGAGGAGCCGGCUGAAGGAAUAUGGCCUCGUCACUCCUUUCAGCACCGACUCUCAUGGACACUACCUGUCACACCUGCUCUCUGCUACGCACAAGCAGCGCGUCAAGAGGGAGGCGUUUUCCUCCGGUGAAUCCGAACAGAAACUUUUCUUCAACAUCUCUGCCUUCGGGAAGGAGUUCCACCUCCGUUUGCGGCCGAACAACAGGUUGGUGGCACCAGGUGCGAUGGUGGAGUGGCACGACGAGGUCGAGGGCUUCGGGAAUGUCAGCGAAAGCGCCGGUGGCGAUGUCGGCACGGGCGUCAACCAGACUGAAUCCACCAACAGGACGGAGAGGAUACUGCGCCGUGAGCUGUUAAAGACUGACUGCACCUUUAUCGGUGACAUCACAGACGUCCCUGGGGCCGCGGUUGCCAUUAACAACUGUGAUGGACUGGCUGGGAUGAUCCGCACCGACUCAGACGAGUACUUCAUCGAGCCGCUGGAGAGGGGCACUCAGGAGCUGGAGGAUCAGGGCCGAGUCCACGUGGUUUACCGCAGGUCGGCUCUGCUGCAGGCCCCCUCCGACAUCUCCAUGGACUACCAGCUGCAAGAACCAGAGCUGGAUGUACCUGGGACUCUCGACUCUGUAGCCCGGCAGGUCAACGAGACUGUCCGGCGCAGACGGCGCAGAGACGCAGGGGAGGACGACUACAACAUUGAAGUCCUGCUGGGGGUUGAUGACUCUGUGGUUCGAUUUCACGGCAAGGAGCACGUGCAGAAUUACCUCCUCACUCUCAUGAAUAUCGUCAACGAGAUUUACCAUGACGAGUCGCUGGGUGUCCACAUCAAUGUGGUCCUGGUGAGGAUGAUCAUGCUGGGCUAUGCCAAGUCCAUCAGCCUCAUUGAAAGAGGCAACCCAUCACGGAGCCUGGAGAAUGUGUGCCGCUGGGCAUUUGUGCAACAGAAAGGCGACCCUGAUCACGCCGAACAUCAUGACCAUGCAAUCUUCCUCACUCGCCAAGGCUUCGGCCCCACGGGGAUGCAGGGUUACGCUCCAGUCACAGGAAUGUGCCACCCAGUGCGAAGCUGCACCCUCAACCAUGAAGACGGCUUCUCCUCGGCCUUUGUGGUGGCUCACGAGACCGGACAUGUGUUGGGCAUGGAGCACGAUGGCCAAGGUAACCGCUGCGGAGAUGAAACAGCGAUGGGAAGCGUGAUGGCCCCUCUGGUGCAGGCGGCCUUCCAUCGAUACCACUGGUCCAUGUGCAGCGGGCAGGAGCUGAAGAGAUACAUCCACACCUAUGACUGUCUCUUGGAUGACCCUUUCAAACACGACUGGCCGCAGCUCCCUGAACUUCCUGGCAUCAACUAUUCGAUGGACGAGCAGUGUCGAUUUGACUUUGGAGUGGGCUAUAAAAUCUGCACUUCAUUUCGCACAUUUGAUCCAUGUAAGCAGCUGUGGUGCAGUCACCCCGACAACCCUUACUUCUGCAAAACCAAGAAGGGGCCGCCUCUUGACGGGACGGAGUGUGCUCCUGGGAAAUGGUGCUAUAAAGGUCACUGCAUGUGGAAGAACCCUAAUCAGGUCAAGCAAGACGGCGCCUGGGGCUCCUGGAGCAAAUAUGGCUCCUGCUCGCGCUCCUGUGGAACUGGAGUUCGUUUCCGGACACGGCAGUGCAACAACCCAGCGCCCUCCAACGGUGGGCAGGACUGCCCAGGAGUGAACUACGAGUAUCAGCUGUGCAACACUGACGACUGCCCCAAGCACUUCGAAGAUUUCCGUGCCCAGCAGUGCCAGCUCCGCAACUCCCACUUUGAGUUCCAAAAUGCCAAACACCACUGGCUGCCCUACGAGCAUCCCGACGCUAGCAAGAGAUGCCACCUGUACUGCCAGUCAAAGGAGACAGGAGACGUGGCGUACAUGAAGCAGCUGGUGCAUGAUGGGACACGAUGCUCCUACAAAGAUGCCUUCAGCGUCUGCGUGCGUGGGGAAUGUGUGAAAGUUGGCUGCGACAGAGAGAUAGGCUCUCUCAAAGUUGAGGACAAAUGUGGCGUUUGUGGUGGAGACAACUCCCACUGCCGCACCGUGAAAGGAACUUUCACCCGAACACCAAAGAAAGCAGGUUACCUUAAGAUGUUUCUCGUUCCUCCUGGAGCUAGACAUGUGAUCAUCCAAGAACAUGAGGCCUCCCCUCAAAUUCUUGCAAUCAAGAACCAGGCAACGGGGCAUUACAUCCUCAACGGGAAAGGAGAGGAGGUCAAGUCCAGAAGCUUCAUUGACCUGGGUGUGGAGUGGCACUACAUCAUUGAGGAAGACGUGGAGACGCUGCACACUGACGGACCUCUGCAUGACCCCGUGGUGGUUCUGAUUAUACCCAAGGACAAUGAAACACGGUCCACUUUAAUGUACAAGUACAUCAUCCAUGAAGAUUCGGUGCCUGUCAACAACAACAAUGUAAUCCAAGAGGACACGUAUGAGUGGGCUCUGAAAAGCUGGUCUCCAUGUUCCAAACCUUGUGCUGGAGGUUUUCAGUACACCAAGUAUGGAUGUCGAAAGAAAGGAGACACCAAGAUGGUCCAUCGUGGCUACUGUGACGCCAACAAGAAGCCCAAACCCAUCCGCAGGAUGUGUAACCUUCAGGACUGCACACAGCCUCAAUGGAUCUCAGAGGAAUGGGAGCAUUGUACCAAAACCUGCGGCAGCCUGGGCUUUCAGAUCCGGACCGUUCGCUGCGUGCAGUUCCUCCACGACGGCACCAACCGCUCUGUCCACAGCAAGUACUGCAGCGGGGAGAAGCCAGAGAGUCGGAGGCCCUGUAACAGAGUCCCAUGCCCUGCCCUGUGGAGGACCGGAGCGUGGUCAGAGUGCUCUGUGACCUGUGGGGAGGGGAUGGAGAGGCGUCUGGUCACUUGCCGGAUUGGAGAUCAGUGUAAUGGAGAAAAACCUGAAACCGUGAGACCGUGCAGACCAGGACCCUGCCACGAUGAGCCAUGUAACGGAGACAAAUCCAUCUUCUGCCAGAUGGAGGUCCUGGCGCGGUACUGCUCUAUUCCAGGCUACAACAAACUGUGCUGUGACUCCUGCAGCAAGCGGAGCGGAGCUCUGUCUCUGUUUUCAGAGGCGGCUGAGACGGAGGAGCGUGUCCGCUUUGGAUCAGCCUCCCAGCUAUUAGAGACAUUAACAGCCUCUGUUGCGGCCAACGGCACUCGCAGUGCUAAACAAGGCUCAGGCAAGGGAUCCGCCGCAACGGGCCACGCUGCCAAACACGUCACCACCCCUGCUCCACUUAAGAAAAUCCCAUCAAAGAUCACUACGGCACCAAGGCGGGUUCCACGGCACAUCGGUUUCACUGGCAGCAAGCUGCCUGCCAUGGCAACAUCCCCCCUGGCAGAUCCUGCCGAGGGUCAGAGGUCGAGCAGCUCGACAGAUAGUCAGUGGCCUAGAGAAUAUUCCACAGUGGAGAGAUGA